AUGGCUUCUACUGGUUUGAGUCCUGUAAUGGAAAUUGAGAAUCUUAACAUCACACCAAAGCCAAACUGGCUUGAACUUCCUAGAGAGAUAACCAAGAACAUACUGCAGAGACUUUGCAGAUUAGAAAAGAUUUGUCACUAUGUUGUUGAUCGAAGUUGUGGUCAUCUCAAAGACAUUUAUAUUAAUAAAUUCGGAAUCGAUGAUUUCCUCCGUCACAUUGCUCAAAGUGCAAGUCACCUGAGAUCCAUGAGGCUAGAAAAAUGCUAUGACAUUUCAACUGCAGCAUUAUAUGAAGUUGUGAAGAAUCAGCCAUUCUUAGAAGAGCUUGACAUUUUCCACAAUUUUUAUGAAGAAACUGAAUUUUUUGAACAUAUAGGCCAAAGUUGUUCAGUUUUGAAAUCGCUGAAAUUUAGCCCUUAUAUUGAGACACUAGACAGUAAGUCCGAUGAUGUUGCAUUUGCUAUUGCGAAAGCAAUGCCUAAGCUGCUCCACCUUGCGAUUUUGAACAAUGGGCUAACUAACAAUGGAUUGCUAGCUAUUUUAGAUGGAUGCCCUCUUCUUAAGUCUCUUGAUGUUCAAGGAUGCUUUUAUCUCGAUUUGGAUGAAAGUUUGACUCAAAGAUGCAGGGAACAGAUCAAAGAAUUAAGAUUUCCAUCUGAUUCUAUAGAUAAUAAAUUUAAGUUUGGUGAUUAUGCUAUCCAUGUGCAGUUGAGAAUGUGUUCUGAUUUAGAUGAUUUUGAUUUGUCUUUGGUAGAUCAGAUUUAG
Messenger RNA from Vicia villosa (hairy vetch), 765 nucleotides. Its product is annotated as putative F-box/LRR-repeat protein 23. Lineage: Eukaryota; Viridiplantae; Streptophyta; Magnoliopsida; Fabales; Fabaceae. The coding region runs from base 1 to 765 and encodes 254 amino acids. The record is from RefSeq and is a predicted model, not a curated record. The transcript has 3 exons.